AUACCAUAUUUAUCAAUUUUUUAAUUUUUGGACUUUCAUUUACUCUGUAUUAUAUUCCCUUAUUUUUCUUGCAUGACGGGACACCCCACCGUCCAAAACCGCCGCCGCGACGCUCCGUUUUCAACUAUUCUUUCCUCUCCCCUCAGUCUGUAUAUAUACUCCGGCCACUUCUCCGACGAACUACAGUUAAAAGAUAACGAAAAUCUCCGUUUUCUCUAGAGGAUGAAUCCAAGGAAGAAAGGUGGGAUUUGUGAGCGGGGGAGAAGAGCUGCCGGAAAAUGUUGGCCGGCGGCGUUGUUUCUGGUGGCAGCUCUGUCAUUAUUUUUCGCCGGCUCAAAAACUUCCGUCUGGCGGUUCGCUUCAAAUAAUUCUCCUUUGCAACACGGCGGCGUUGGUGGCGGAGGCGCCGCUGUUUUGAAUUUGUCGUCGUCGACUACUACUGCCCCGUCUGCCCUAUUGGAAGAAAACGUCGGUCAAAAUUUUUCAACGGCAUCUAAUAAAUUCGGCAUCGCGGGUCCCAAAAAUGCUAGAAAUAGUACUAGACGUUGCAGCAAGCUAGAGAUUUUGGAAGCUGGGCUCGCUCGAUCUCGAGCUUUAAUCAUGAGAGGAUCGAACCUAACAUCAAAAGAUGAAGAUGACGACGAUGAGUUCAUACCCGAAGGUCCAAUGUAUAGAAAUGCUUCUUCUUUUAACAGGAGCUACAAGGAAAUGGAGAAGAAAUUGAAAGUGUACGUGUACAAGGAAGGGGAGCCGCCGGUGUUCCAUUUUGGGCCAUGCAAGCACACCUACGCCAUCGAAGGUUACUUCAUCCAAGCAAUGGACGUGAGCCCAUUUCGAACCUACGACCCGGACGAGGCCCAUCUCUUCUUCCUCCCCUUCAGCGUCACCAUGCUGACGGAGGUGGUAUACAUUCGGGACUCCCAUGAUUGGUCCCUCAUGAAGAACGCCGCCUUCGAUUACGUCAACGUCAUCGCCGGAAAACACCCCUUCUGGAACCGCAGCCGCGGGGCCGACCAUUUCAUGCUUGCAUGUCACGACUGGGGGCCGGAAAUUUCGUUUGCGGUGCCGAACUUGCACAACAACUCCAUUCGCGCGUUGUGCAAUGCCAACACCUCAGAGAGGUUUGACCCGGAGAGGGACGUCUCCAUUCCGGAAAUUCAUCUUCCUUUGGGAACGACGGCGAGCCUGCUCGGCGGCCCGCCGCCUUCUGGUAGGUCGGUGUUGGUUUUUUAUUCUGGCGGCCUCCACGGCCCCAUCAGGCCGAUCCUGAUGGAGCACUGGGGGAACAACGAAGACAAAGACAUUCAGAUCCAUAGCUACCUCCCAAAGGGCCAAUCAUAUUACGACAUGAUGCGCAAAAGCAGGUAUUGCAUUUGCCCAAGUGGGUACGAGGUUGCGAGCCCGAGAAUGGUGGAGGCACUAUACAUGGGCUGCGUCCCCGUGCUGAUCAAAGAAGGGUAUGUCGUACCCUUCAGUGAUGUGUUGAAUGUGAAGACGUUCGCGGUGCUUCUUGAGACGAAGGACAUCCCCAACUUGAAGAAGAUAUUGGUAAGCAUUCUCGAGAAAAAGUAUUUGAGGAUGCAGAAGAGGGGGAUAAAGGUGAGGAGACAUUUUGAGAUUAAUAAUCCGCCGAAACGUUUUGAUGCCUUUCACAUGAUUCUUCACUCUAUUUGGCUCAGAAGACUCAACUUUCGCCUUCGUGACAAUCUUGAUCAUGAUAAUUUGUUGUGAGUACAAUAACAUUAAUUGUAUUGUUGAGAUGAAUACUAGCUAGCCUUUGUUGAUACUAGUUCACGUAAAUAUUUUCUUUUUGAUGUGUGAAAUCGUAUCAAAGCUUGUAAACUUUGAUCAAGAAAAAUGAAGUAUACUAAGGAACUAUUUGUUGUAGGUGUGGUAAGUGUUAUACUUUGCAAUAACUUUUUCCCAUAAUG
This is a messenger RNA of Cuscuta campestris, 1931 nucleotides long. The record is from the annotation of a GenBank genome assembly. Lineage: Eukaryota; Viridiplantae; Streptophyta; Magnoliopsida; Solanales; Convolvulaceae.